AUGGCACCAGUGCUUUCAAGAUUUUGUGUUUUUAAAUCAAACUUCGGUGAAAAGUGUUUGCGCAACAAAUAUUGGAGGCGUACUAGCGAAGAAGAGGAUUAUAUCGCUGCAACAGCUGAUGCAGCGGACGAGGACCAGUCUAAAUGGUCAUGCACGUUGUUCAAGCCCCUUGCGGAAGACGAAAAAACUUUUCGUUUUCAGCACGUCCAAAGUGGAAACAAUGUGUGGUAUUUGCGAUCGGAUAACGCAAGUCGGGGUUGCUUAACUGUCAGAUAUUCAAACGAAGAAAAACAUGGAGGUGAUCUCUUCACAAUCACUGACUGGGAAUCACUAGUGAUAUUCCCCAAACAUGUGGCUUUCAAGGGCGACAAUGGGAAAUAUCUACGUUACCGCAGCGAAGGCGGUGACCAGCACAUGGACUUUGGAGCUACUGAUAUUGGUGAUAAUAGAGUUGGGGAGAAAAUCGUCUCCAAUCCAGACCAAAGCAUCUGUGUGAAGCACGAUUCCAAUGGAAGAUUCUGGCGGGCUACCCCAAAUUGGAUAUAUCCAGAUACAACUGAUGCUUCCAAUUCCGAUCCAGCAACAUUAUUUUGGCCAGUUAAACUUCAGGGUAAUGCUAUCGCUCUCCGCAGCAUGGGCAAUGACAGAUUUUUGCAUAGAACUGAUUACGGUGGCACAGUGGAUUGUCUCGCUGCGGCAUUUUGGAUCACGACUAUUGACAAACAGAGCCACCUGGCGGUACAAGUGCUUAUCAAACUGAUGAAAGUUUACGAUGCAGAGUACCGGUUGGAGGAUGCCAGGGUCUGUGAUGAAUCAAUCCUGACAUUGGCUCGUUCCUGCGUCUCUAACAUGACACAACGAACCGAAAGUAUAGAGGUGAGAAUGUCUUACACAGAGGCCUGGAAGUACGAAUGGACUAAUGGUACUUCAACGUCACCUUUUUCUAGUUUUCAAUUAUCAGCUGGUAUUCCAGCGAUUUUGGAUACUUCCAUUGAAGUGAAGAACACAAAGGAAGAACAAUACGAGUGGGGAACUGCGAUUGAUGGAUCCAUAAAUUUGACAAAAACAGGCCCUGUUAGUGUGCCACCAAUGACUGAGACGACAGUUAGUCUUCUUGCAACACUUGGAUCAUGUGAUGUUCGUUCUCUUACACUCAGCAAGACACUCUUACUGACGGCGAAUUAG
Molecule: messenger RNA, 1185 nt
Organism: Ricinus communis (castor bean)
Lineage: Eukaryota; Viridiplantae; Streptophyta; Magnoliopsida; Malpighiales; Euphorbiaceae
Exons: 2
Coding region: 1-1185 (394 amino acids)
Source: RefSeq, a predicted model, not a curated record